Messenger RNA from Adineta steineri, 2214 nucleotides. Lineage: Eukaryota; Metazoa; Rotifera; Eurotatoria; Adinetida; Adinetidae. The record is from the annotation of a GenBank genome assembly.
AUGUUAGCAACGAAAAGCUUGAUGUCAGCUCGAACGAUAUCAAGACAUAACACUGACAUCGGUUUGACUUCAGUUUUAUUUGAAAUUCAAAUUACUCAGAGAACAAACUUCUUUGAUUUUCAUGAAGAUAGCUGUCUUCUAUUUCCUAUAGGAAGCACAUUUCGUAUUUCUUCUGUUGAUCAAGGACCAGAUGGUGUAUGGUAUGUGAAAAUGAAUUAUUCAAGCGAGCCAGAUUUGGAAAUAGUUAUACAACAAUUGCAAUACGAAGUAAAAGAGCCGUUAAAUUGGCUCACAUUUGGUCAUUUUCUACGCUGUCUUAAACUUGUAGAUGAAGCAAAAGAAUAUUACAGUUUUUGGUUGCGCACUCUCGCGGAGGAUCAUCCUGAUAUAUUCUCUAUCCAUCAUCAUUUUGGCUUAUUGUAUGCUGAAAUCAAAGAAGUUUCAAAAGCACUCCAUCAUAUGAACAAAGUUGUGCAAUGUCCCCAAUCCAUUAUCAAAAAAGUUGCACCCCAUGAGCAAUACUUUGCUGAAAUUCAAGAAUCAUAUCGAUCCUCUAUCAAUCAAAGCUUAAUCUUUGGAACUAUUGCUGAUUUGCAUUACCAGAUCGGAGAACAUAAAAAAGCUCUUGAUUUCUAUGCGAAAGCUCUCGUAACAACUACUGAUCAGCGAUGUCGUCGGCAAUUCGAAUAUAAAUACAAUAUUGAAUCUUAUCCACAACGCCCAUCAUCAACUGAAUUAGAUGCCGUUGUUUCACAAACGAUUGAUGAAUAUAAAAAAAGCAGAUUAAUUCCACCUCUUGGUGUUCUGAAUUCGUCAUUGAAACAAAACUCUAUUCGGCAAUUAUCUAAUGAAUCACUAAGAUUUAUUCAAUUUCAAACUCUUGUCGAAAUCUUGCUUCGCAUGCAUCAUGAUGAGAACAGUUCUAAAGACGAUAUGUUAUCGACCUGUCGCGAAUACUAUGCAGACAACAUCGUUGAAUUAGCUAAAAUAAAAGAUUUUCAAGAUAGUUACACUGCAAGAAAUGUUAUUGCUUAUUAUACUGAUGACAGUUUUUGUUUUCGGAUGGUAAACAGGGCAUUUCGUAGUGAAGAUAUUGAGCACAUUUUCGUUUAUCGACUGUUUAUCACAGAUUUACAUAAAGAGUUGGCUAGAAGAACUGAUGAAAAACAGAAAAUAGAGGAAGAUUUUAUUGUUUAUCGUGGUAAAAAACUACCAAACACAAUUUUACAGCAGUUAAAAGACAAUGUUCAUGGUUUAAUUUCAAUGAAUGGUUUUCUUUCCACUACAAAAAACAAGAAAGCAGCUAAAGCAUUUUCUGGAGAUGAUGUUAUGCGCGACAAUCAUGAAAGCGUCAUAUUUGAACUUCAUAUAAAAAAGCCUCACAAUUACACUGGGAAGCCGUUCGCUGAUAUUUCUCCAAGCAACAACGAAAUGAAUGAAGAACAGGAGGUUCUUUUCUCCGUAGGCACAGUCUGGCGCAUCGAAAAUGUUUCCGGAAGAGAUCAUCUAUGGAAUAUCAAGUUGACUAGCUGUUCUGACCUUGACAAUGAUUUACAUCGGUAUCUAACUAGUUUAAGUGAUGGGUAUACUUUCUUGUCCAUCGGUAAUUUAUUACAAGAGUUAGGGGAAAAUGCCAAAGCCGAGAAAUUCUAUCGUUAUAUGCUAAAAAAUGAACCAAAUCUUACAGACGAGGAGAAAGGUUUUCUACACUUCCAUAUUGGCAUAUUACGUGCAAAGAAAGAAGAUCACUACGGUGCAAUAGAUGUCUUGAAUGCAGCGAUUCCAUACUUUUCUUCACCUAUUAUCACAUCUGAAAAAGCAUCCUGUUUAACAACCUUAAUAGCUAAUACAAGUAUCUCAAAGCAUCUCUUUGAUAUUUAUUACAAUAUUGGUAUAGCCUGUCGACGUACGAGUAAUCGAAAAGAAGCAAAGGAAGCUUGGGAACGUGCUUUAAUCCAAGAAGGAUCACUAGAGGAUAAAGCCAAAGUAAACAGGUGUCUAGGAGAAUUGGCUCAUAUUUGUGGUAAUCUUAAAGAAGCUGCAGAAUAUCAUAAAAUCGCUUCUGAGUCGAUUAUGGAAAGUUCAGUGAAUGAAGAAGUAAAACAUGACUACAAACGUUGUUACGAUGAAGCCAUACAGUUGUCGAAUAAGAUGGACGAGAGAUUAAAAUGGAAACGGCAGCGCACCAGAAAUGAAAAUGAAACACCUAAAUGA